Molecule: messenger RNA, 1580 nt
Organism: Ilyonectria robusta
Lineage: Eukaryota; Fungi; Ascomycota; Sordariomycetes; Hypocreales; Nectriaceae
Exons: 4
Coding region: 113-1570 (485 amino acids)
Biological process (GO): regulation of DNA-templated transcription
Molecular function (GO): DNA-binding transcription factor activity, RNA polymerase II-specific; zinc ion binding
Source: RefSeq, a predicted model, not a curated record
CAUUCUUCCGUGGUGCCUAUCCUAAUCCUGUUGCGGGCGGGGGAGGAAUAUAAUCGAAGACAUUCACGCACCACAAGAGCGUUGACGUCUAUGGGAUUGCGGAGUGCUCGAAAUGGUUGGAGUUCCAGGACGGUCAAAAGGUUGUCUCACUUGCCGUAGACGGAAGAAAGGGUGCGAUCUUCAGCGGCCAGCAUGUGGUCAAUGCCGGCGAGCGGUUAUUGAAUGUGGUGGCUAUGAAAGGCACCGUGUUUUUGUCAAUAGCACACCAGCUGUGGCUCAACAAAAGCUCCUCCAGUGGGACACUCAGAGAUUGUUCCAACCAUCCUUGAUCCGCGUUGGAGUUAGCGACCGACCAACAAUCACCACAUUACCGGAGUCGCUCACACGAUCUGCCUAUGGAGACAAAUUCCUGGGGCUUUAUUGGGGCACAUAUCUCCCGAAUGGGCGGUCUUUCUCUGAGGAGGCAGCCAGAUACUCGACGGCGGGCUGGACGAAUGUAGUGCAGGGCCUCCAUCAGCAAGACAAACCGCUUCAUAUGGCAUUGAUGGCCAAUUGUAUGGCGCUUGUUGGUCUAAGAGAUGGACAACAGUGGAUGAUGGAGGAAAGUCUGCGAAUAUAUGGGCUGGCUUUAGGGGAGGUAGCUAGGACGCUGAGAGAUCCCAUCAAGAUGAGGAGUAACGAGCUGCUCAUGGCUUCGAGGUUGCUAAGCCAGUUUGAGCUAUGUUUUGGAGCUGAUGAGGCUGAUCACUCAGCGCAAUCUCAAAGAUGGAGUGCCCAUACUUCAGGAGAUAUAGCACUUAUAGUGUCGAGAGAACCACUCUCGUAUGUCAGAGGAAAUUCCCAUCGAGUUUUUGUGGACGGCCGGUUACAUCAGAUAAUUAAUGAUAUUCAACUUCGUCGACCAUCGUUCUUGAGCCAACCAGCAUGGAAGGAGAUUCCAUGGAUUGAGUUACCGAAGGAUCCCAAGGAUGUCCUUCUGGAUAUUCUUGUGGACAUUCCAGGGGUCUUUGCUGAAUUUGAUACGAUGAAGCUGUGCAUUGAUGCAAAUGAACGAGAAAAACGACGGGCUGAACUAUCAUCUCGAUGUUGGGCAUACGACAAGGAGCUACAAGCCUGGGAAUCAGGUAUAGGACGCCCCAUCAUGGACUUGAUAGCCAUGAAACUGGCCGAAGGAAAUUUGGAGGAUCAAACCCCUUCAAACGAAGAGCUGUCCAUGGCCCACCUUGGCAUUAUCUACUGGGUAACUUGCAUACUUUUAUAUCCUGUUCUGCUUUCAGUCACGGCGGCCACGGAGACUACGAUCAUUUCUAACCGAAUGAACCCGCGCGUAUACUGUCGGAAGAUGGCGCGUCUUCUUCCGUACUUUUUGGUGCGCAAUGCGGGCGGCUUCGUGAUUAAUAUGUUGACUUUCCCGGUUGGUAUGGCGCUUGCAUACCUACGUACGGUGGAGGGAUCGGGUGAGGUAUCCGAAGAGCAACGGAUGCUACUACGGGUAUUUACAGGGGAAUAUGGAGCUACGAUUAAGAAGUUUCUGAUCAGUCGACAGGAAGAUAUACAUAAAAUAGUCUAGUUAUCGAACC